Molecule: messenger RNA, 3648 nt
Organism: Cuculus canorus (common cuckoo)
Lineage: Eukaryota; Metazoa; Chordata; Aves; Cuculiformes; Cuculidae
Gene: PPA2
Product: inorganic pyrophosphatase 2
Exons: 12
Coding region: 41-1084 (347 amino acids)
Biological process (GO): phosphate-containing compound metabolic process
Cellular component (GO): cytoplasm; extracellular exosome
Molecular function (GO): magnesium ion binding; inorganic diphosphate phosphatase activity
Source: RefSeq, a predicted model, not a curated record
AUCAUGCGCGCGCACGUCGCGUCUUGGCGCCUCCGCCGCCAUGAUGCGCGCGCUCACAGCGCGGGUCUGUGCCGGAGGCGCGGGCGCCGCCGCCGCCAUGAUGCGCGCGCCGUGGCUGCUGGUGGCGGCGCGGGGGCGCGGCCUGGUCGCCAUGGCCCGCUACGGCACGGAGCCGCGGGGGCGGCCCAACUCGCCCGAUUACCGCCUCUACUUUAAGAAUGCAGAUGGCAAAUAUAUUUCCCCAUUUCAUGACAUUCCACUGUUUGCUGGAUCUAAAGAGGAUAAAGAGAUUCCUGCAAAGAGGUCCAGGACUACUGGAAGUGAGGCCCUGUUUAAUAUGAUUGUAGAAGUGCCUCGUUGGACGAAUGCAAAAAUGGAGAUUGCCACUGAGGAGCCGUUGAAUCCGAUUAAACAAGAUAUAAAGAAAGGCAAGCUUCGAUAUGUGGCAAAUAUCUUUCCUCACAAGGGUUAUAUAUGGAAUUACGGUGCACUCCCACAGACCUGGGAAGAUCCAAAGCAUACCGAUAACAUUACAGGAUGUUGUGGGGAUAAUGAUCCUAUUGAUGUUUGUGAAAUAGGUUCAAAGAUUCGUUCUUCUGGUGAGAUUGUUCAGGUGAAGGUCUUGGGUGUUUUAGCUCUUGUUGAUGAAGGAGAGACAGAUUGGAAGAUAAUUGCUAUCAGUGUGGAUGAUCCAGAAGCUCAGAAAAUCCAUGGUAUUGAUGAUGUCAAGAAGCACAAACCAGGUUACCUUGAGGCUACAGUUGACUGGUUCCGAUUAUAUAAAGUCCCCGACGGUAAACCGGAAAACCAGUUUGCUUUUAAUGGAGAGUUUAAAGACAAGGAUUUUGCUGUUGAAAUUAUUAAAUCCACACAUGAAUACUGGAAAGCUUUGCUUCAUAAUAAAGCUGAUGGAGGUACUAUUAAGUGCACAAAUGUUUUGGUGAGCAGCAGCCCGUUUUGUUGCAGUGAGGAGGAUGCCCAAUCGAUUGUGCAGUCGGCACCAUUGCCUGUGAACGGAGAUUCUGUUUCCCCAGAAGGGUGGAGCGGAGGGAAGAGGAGGACUUGCUUGCUUGUUUGUUUCUGAAUCUCAGAACUCCGGAAUUGCUGUUAUCCACUCAUGGAGUAUCAAAUGAGAUGGGAAAUAAGGUGUCUUCAACCUUGUUCUCCAUAUUUUGGACUAAUUCAGCCCUUGAGUGCAUGGAAGACUGUGUUAAUUUGUAUUGUAGGGCUUGUCUGUCCACCCUGACUAUAAUCCUUUUGAAGUAGGCAAUAAUCUUUAUGUAAGAGGCUUAGCGGUUUACUGUGCUCUUUAAUAUGUGACUGUACACUGUUUCCUGAGUUGUAUUCACUUUUGUGCCCAGUUAUCUUUGCAUGUUUCUUAGAGUGAUGAGCAGAACAUACUUGCUUUAAAAAAACAAACAGAACUUCACUCCAAACAGUAAUCCAACUAUGAAGAGCUAAUGCCAUAACAGUUGAAGUAAGGAUGCACAAGUGCUCUCUGCACUGCAUCCUGUUUUGAUAACUUCUGUCCUUCAUCACACAGGAAGGACCUUCCUUAUGGAAGGCUUUCACUUUCAGAACUGUGUAGGCCCGAAGGCUUUUGAUAGUUCCUUAGUCAGUGAGACAAGAUUAUUAAAACAUAUAGAACAUAUGUUGUGCUUUCAUGAUAAAAAUAGCUCCUGCUUUUUCUGCUGCGGGAUCAUAUCUGACUUGUCUGUACCCACAGUGUUCAUUAAAAACAAAACUAAAAAAAUCCAGCUGUUAAGUAGAAAGAGAGGAAACGAUAAUAUAGACAAACAACUUUAUCCAGCUUGUUACUGAGACCAAAGGUGAGUGUUGUCUGCUUAGUAUGAUGACUGAAACAAAAGGUGAAUAUUGCUGAUGCAUGAUGGAAACGGAAGAUAAAGAACUGAAAAAGUUAGGCUGUGGCUUGCCAUAGACAUUAUUAGUAAGAAAGCUCUUGCCUUAGGGAACGUUUCUUUGAUUUUAGGAGAUGAUUUUCUAGGUUUAGAGACUUUCCUUUAGAAAAUUGCCCAGACUAUAAGUACCAGUCACUUGGGAAGUCUCAGCUUGGGCCUCAGCAUUUAUGAGUGAAUAGAUGGAGUUUUCCCAUCUGCAUAGGAUUUUGCAUUGUUUUAUACACAGAGUUUAGGUGGAUGAAAAAUGCAAUGUAAACCUCAAAUAUUAAGGUUUGCUUUUUUUUUAGUCAAGAGUUACGUUACAUCCAACACAUUUACAGUACUGAUUUUCCAUCCCUUAUUUUACACUUACAAUUCUAACUACAUGCAACAUUAUACCUGCAGAUAGAAUAGCCUUUGUUUUUUUUUCAAAUGGACUUAAUGUUUUCCAGGUGUCUUUUGUUCACAUGCAGCCUCUCAGUAUGAGAUUGCUCUUGUAGAGUGCAGAAUAGCUGCUGUAUUUGCCCCUAUGGUGAUACAUUUGGAAGGCUUUACUGUUGUCAAGUGCUUAGGGACAGCUGGAAAAUGAAGGACACUGUAAAAUCAAAUCAUCUUUCUUGUACCGUGGUCACUGCUGUCCUUUUUUUCCAUUUUCUUUUUCUGAGACCUACUAUACAAAGGUGUACACAUAUGAAAAACAAAUAUUGAUUACAAACAUACCCAUGCUGAACUAUCAGGAGGAGGUCAGAAGUUACUUAAGUUUUGCUUCAAAUAUUUUUACUACCGUUUCCUAAUUUAUAGCUGUAUUGAUGGCAUAUGGUUAGAAAUUCAGAAGGAGAAAUAAUUUUCUAGAUAGGGUUAGACUUUGUGCAAGAAUAUAAUGAGUCGUACUUGGGAAAGCUGAAAAUUGAAGUGAUUGGAAGUGCCUAAUACUGUCACAAAUUUGAAAAUGUUUAAAUAUUUCUUAUUUGUAGAGUGUAUAAAAAGAUGCUUCUCUUGGUUUUAGACUCCUUUCAAUGUCUACUUAUGUAUAUUUUCCACAGAUUUUUCCCAAGUGAAACAAAAAGGGGUACGGUUACAUGUAGCUUUGCUGCUAAUAUGUACCGAAUGCUACUGACCUGGGUUUCAGAACUGAAGGGUAAUGAAAUAGCUCUGGAUACAAUGUCUGCUAAUAAAAGGAUUAGGGGGAUGGGACAGAGAAACUAGAAUGUAUUUUUCCUGUGCAAUAAACACAGUUUUUAUUUUAUUUUGGCUUUUUUUCGUAGGCUAGGUCUUCCAUUUGUUUGGAAGUAUGCCUGUAUUGUUGUAAUUAAAAGUAGUUUCAUUGAAGUGGGAAGCUUAGUGUAGUACUGUCCACUUCUCAGUAAUUUCAUGUGAAGAACUUCUUCAUACCUGAUACUCGUAUCUCCUGGAAAGAGGUCUUGAAGGGAAAAGUAUCUUCUGUGUCCCACCCCCUACCCCCUGAAAAUAAAUCCAUCUUAACUGUGUUUUCUGUGUUGAAUAUGUAAUAAUACACAUGCGUGUAUUUUUUUCAAGGAUAACUUUGCAUCUCGGUUUCCUCUUUUUGUCUGUUUUGGAGAGAAAGGUUACCUAUUUUUCCCUCCUUCUCACUAUUGUAAUGGUGGAGAUUCUUUAUAUAAAUUGUUAGCUGCUGCUCAAAAUAAUACCUUUUACUGUCAUGGAGUCCACACUUUAGUCCCCUGUCAAAAGUUGGGAUUUGAAUUUUACUUGUAGGAAUAAUGUUCGUUAU